Molecule: messenger RNA, 422 nt
Organism: Strongylus vulgaris
Lineage: Eukaryota; Metazoa; Nematoda; Chromadorea; Rhabditida; Strongylidae
Source: the annotation of a GenBank genome assembly
AUGUCGUUGCCAACUCCCAUUUAUAAGUUAAAUGCUGCGCAACAGCACUCCGUCUACGAACCAGCUGAGGACACUUUUCUACUCUUGGACGCUAUUGAGAAAGAUAUCCAGAAACUAAGGGAUUUAUCACCGAACAUAGUCUUGGAAAUCGGCUGCGGAUCCGGUGUUGUGUCUACUUUUGUAAAUCAGGCUCUUGGUGGUGGCGUAACCUCACUAGCCACAGACUACAACCCAGAUGCUCUUGAUUGUACGGUGGAAACUGGACGAUUGAACGGUGUGAAGAUUGAGGCUGUAAGAACUGAUCUCGAUAAUGGAUUGGAUCACCUUGAGGUCAGAUUAUUAGGAAAUCGCUCAUCCCUCUCAAUACUCGUGCUGACUUUCUCUGAAAACUUUAGUUAUAAUGCCAAAGAAAGAUGUUAGAA